AAAAAAAAAUAUGACACUAUAUAAUAAAUAUGUGACCGCUGAGGAGUCUCUUACCAGUCCUCUCUUCCUUCUCUCUGUUCUUGGCCACUGCUAGCAGCUGAUCUAUAAUCGGGAGAGUAGAUCUGAAAUCUGUUGGCGAGAAUGGCUCGUAAGAAGAUCAGAGAGUACGAUUCGAAGAGAUUGUUGAAGGAACAUUACAAGAGACUCACCGGUCAGGAACUCGAGAUCAAAUCUGCGCAGAUCACGAAAUCGACAGAUCUAAAUGAUCUUGUUGAAAAGGAAACUUGGCUUUCAUCUGAGAAACUGGUUGUGAAACCUGAUAUGUUGUUUGGGAAGCGUGGUAAGAGUGGAUUAGUGGCUUUGAAUUUGGAUUUUGCUCAAGUUGUUUCGUUUGUGAAAGAACGGCUUGAUAAAGAGGUAGAGAUGGGGGAAUGUAGAGGACCUAUUACUACAUUUAUUGUCGAACCUUUUGUCCCUCACGAUGAAGAGUUUUACCUCAACAUUGUUUCGGAGCGACUUGGAUGUAGUCUUAGUUUUUCAGAAUGUGGAGGAAUUGAAAUUGAGGAAAACUGGGACAAGGUUAAAACUAUAUUUGUCCCAACAGGGAUUUCCUUAACCUCCGAGGUCUGUGCACCACUUGUUGCAACUCUUCCAUUGGAGGUGAAAGAAGUAAUUAAGGAAUUCAUUCAAGUCAUCUUUGCUCUAUUUUUAGAUCUGGACUUCACUUUCCUUGAAAUGAAUCCAUUCACAUUGGUGAAUGGAAAGCCUUAUCCACUGGACAUGAGAGGCGAGCUAGAUGAUACAGCAGCCUUCAAGAACUUCAAGAAGUGGGGCAAUAUUGAAUUUCCUAUGCCAUUUGGAAGAGUCAUGAGUGCAACCGAAAGCUUUAUCCAUGGUCUAGAUGAUAAGACAAGUGCUUCAUUAAAAUUCACUGUGCUGAAUCCAAAGGGAAGAAUAUGGACAAUGGUAGCUGGAGGCGGUGCCAGUGUGAUCUACGCUGAUACCGUUGGAGACCUUGGCUAUGCUUCUGAACUUGGGAACUAUGCAGAAUACAGUGGAGCACCCAAUGAAGAAGAAGUUUUGCAGUAUGCUAGGGUCGUUAUUGAUUGUGUAACAGCAAAUCCAGAUGGGCAGAAGAGAGCCCUUGUGAUCGGAGGAGGAAUCGCGAAUUUCACAGAUGUGGCUGCAACUUUUAGCGGUAUAAUUAGGGCCUUGAAGGAGAAGGAAGCCAAGCUUAAAGCUGCAAGAGUGAAUAUAUAUGUAAGGAGAGGAGGUCCAAAUUAUCAGAAAGGGCUAGCAAAGAUGAGGGCACUUGGAGAUGAAAUUGGCAUCCCAAUUGAGGUGUAUGGACCAGAGGCUACAAUGACUGGCAUAUGCAAACAGGCCAUCCAGUGCAUUACUACUGCUGCUUAAGUGGAUUCCAAUAAUUAUUAUGAAGUUUCUAUUUCAUUUGUAGUCAAAUUGUUGUAUCAAUAAUUUGUUGUAUUAAGUGGAUUUCCAAUAAUCAUCUUAGUUUAUCUUGGCAAGUCUUAGAAACUGCAGUUUAAUUGCUGGAUAUUUGGUAUAUUGGAUUCUUAAUCAAUAAUAUUGUUUUCUUGUUUGAGACAAA
This is a messenger RNA of Impatiens glandulifera, 1609 nucleotides long. RefSeq names its product ATP-citrate synthase alpha chain protein 2. The coding region runs from base 142 to 1413 and encodes 423 amino acids. Gene Ontology annotation, cellular component: succinate-CoA ligase complex. Gene Ontology annotation, molecular function: succinate-CoA ligase (ADP-forming) activity. Gene Ontology annotation, biological process: succinyl-CoA metabolic process; tricarboxylic acid cycle. NCBI's taxonomy places the organism in Eukaryota, Viridiplantae, Streptophyta, Magnoliopsida, Ericales, Balsaminaceae. The record is from RefSeq and is a predicted model, not a curated record. The transcript has 12 exons.